Penicillium salamii is the source of this 696-nucleotide messenger RNA. The record is from the annotation of a GenBank genome assembly. Lineage: Eukaryota; Fungi; Ascomycota; Eurotiomycetes; Eurotiales; Aspergillaceae.
AUGUCUUCUAUAGCGUCAACAUCUCGCACCCGUGAUCAUGCUCUUCAACCGCUGUCUGAUCCUGUUGCUAUCCGAUCAGAACUCGUUGCCUCGGAAGAAACCGAACUUCGUUUAUACCCUAGGGCCAACAGAAAGUCCGCAAGCGAAUACACCAUCAACAACGUGUCCACUGGCUCAACGGUGCUUUCAGUGACAGGACGAAAAUAUGGAAACAGUCCAGGCCGCGAGUUUCGUGACGCGAGCGGCCUCCCGCUUUUUGAACUUCGUCGGGCAGGAUUCUUCAUAAGGCCGUGGAAAGUCCGACUGCCUGGAGACGACUCCAAGAAUCUGGCAUCCAUAUACAUGGAGGGUCCUUCGAAAAAAAUUACUCUGAACAUUGCAGAAAAUCAAGCUCCCGCUAUCGAGGGGGCCAAGGGAGUCGACGUUGAGAAAAAGGUCACCCUGAAGGUUUUUCGAAAAACCGCUCUUUACACAUUUGACGUCUUGGUUGGGGAUCAAAAGGCCGCCCAUAUUCAGGAGAAUCCGGAGUUAAAUCGCUCUGUCGGUCACAUGAUGUACAGCCCAUAUGAUUACGUCCCACCCAGACGUAUCCUGGACAUUCGUUUGGCAGAAGGGUUGGACGCGUCAAUUGUAAGCUUGAGUAGUAACCAUAGUAGUCUCUACGGGGCUCCAGGGUUGAAGAAUUCAAAUUGCUAA